This is a messenger RNA of Danio rerio (zebrafish), 4390 nucleotides long. RefSeq names its product insulin-like growth factor 1b receptor (gene igf1rb). The record is from RefSeq and is marked provisional. Gene Ontology annotation, molecular function: kinase activity; transferase activity; transmembrane receptor protein tyrosine kinase activity. Gene Ontology annotation, cellular component: membrane; plasma membrane. Lineage: Eukaryota; Metazoa; Chordata; Actinopteri; Cypriniformes; Danionidae. Gene Ontology annotation, biological process: cell surface receptor protein tyrosine kinase signaling pathway.
AUGAGGUCUAGCAAACAGAGGCGAUAUUGGACCUUGUUUAGUGGUCUGGUGCUGGUCCUCUCCACACUCUGCCAUGGAGAAAUCUGUGGUCCAGGCAUUGAUAUUGGCAACGACAUCGGUAAUUUCAAGCGGCUGGAAAACUGUACUGUGAUUGAGGGAUACCUGCAGAUCCUCCUCAUCGGCGAUAAAAACAGUAACAAUCAGGAGGUCUUCCGCACCCUCAGCUUCCCCAAACUGACCAUGAUUACGGAUUACCUUCUCCUCUUCCGUGUCUCAGGACUGGAAAGCCUCAGCACCCUCUUUCCGAACUUGGCUGUGAUCCGUGGCCGCAACUUGUUCUACAACUACGCCCUGGUCAUAUUUGAGUUGACCAGCCUGAAGGACAUCGGCCUCUACAAUCUGCGGAAUAUCACACGGGGUGCAAUACGGAUCGAGAAGAAUCCCGAGCUCUGCUACUUGGAUUCAGUGGACUGGUCUCUCAUUUUGGAUGCUGAGUUGAACAACUUUAUUGAUGGAAAUAAGCAGUCCAAGGAGUGCGGAAAUGUUUGUCCGGGAAUCAUGGAGGACAACUCUCAGUGCACGAGAUGCUGGACCUCAAACCAUUGCCAAAAAGUGUGUCGGUGUGGUCAGCGAGCGUGCACAGACUCUGGUCAGUGUUGUCAUCCUCAGUGUUUGGGCAGCUGCAGUGUUCCCGACAGUGACCGGGCCUGCGCCGCCUGCCAGAACUACAAUCACGAGGGCCGCUGUGUGGAGGACUGUCCACCGGGGACGUAUAAGUUUGAGGGCUGGCGCUGCAUCACCAGAGAUUUCUGCUCUAAAGUGCAUCUGCCAGACUACGACCGAUUCGUCAUCCACGCUGGAGAGUGUAUGUCUGACUGCCCACCCGGAUUCACACGCGACGAGAGCCAUGGUGUGUCUGUCAGCAUGUUGUGCACUGCCUGUGACGGCCCGUGUGACAAGAUCUGUGAUGAAAAGGUCAUCGACUCGGUGGAUGCAGCGCAGUCGCUUAAGGGCUGCACCGUUAUCAAAGGCAACCUGCAUAUCAACAUCCGCCGAGGCACUAACAUCGCCUCAGAGCUGGAGAACUUCCUGGGACUCAUCAAGACUGUGACGGGAUACAUUAAAAUACGGUCAUCGCACACCCUGACCUCGCUCUCCUUCCUCAAGAGCCUGAGAUACAUCCAUGGAGAGGAACUCUGGGACAACACGUAUGCCUUCGCUGCUUUGGAUAACCAGCAUCUGCAGCUUCUGUGGGACUGGUCACAGCACAACCUGACCAUAAGUGAAGGAAAACUGUACUUCCGGUUGAACCCCAAACUCUGCAUGUCCGAGAUCCGCAAAAUGUGGGCCAAGACAGGAAUUAAGGACAACUUUGUGGAAAGAGAUUUCCGCAACAACGGGGACCGUGCAAGCUGUGGGACUAAAAUCUUAAAGUUUACUUCGAAUAACACGAGGAGUAAUCAAAUCAAGCUGAUGUGGGAAAGUUAUCGACCGUCUGAUUCCAGAGAUCUUGUCAAUUUUAUUGUGUACUACAAAGAAGCGCCUUUCCAGAACAUUACAGAGUUUGAUGGUCAGGACAGUUGCGGAUCGGACAGCUGGAACAUGGUUGACGUGGACUUACCGGAUGAGAAAAUCCUGAACCCAGGAGUUGUGCUGUCCGCGCUGAAGCCCUGGACUCAGUAUGCCAUCUUUGUUAAAGCUGUAACGUUAAUUGUGGAGGACAGGGACAGAGACAAGGACAGACUGCAUCUUGGGCCACAGAGUGAAGUGGUGUACAUUCGCACUAAACCAUCAGCGCCCUCAAUGCCUGUAGACAUCCGUGCAUACUCUAAUUCUUCAUCAAAGCUGGUGGUGCGCUGGGCUCCACCUCUGGCCCCCAAUGGAAACAACACCUACUACUUGCUCCGCUGGAAGCAGCAGGGCGAGGACCGUGAACUCUACCAGCACAACUACUGCUCCAAAGAACUGAAGAUCCCUGUAAGGGUUUCAGCCACGGGUUUGACAGACACUGAAGACACGAAGCCGACCAAUCAUGAAACAGGAGGACGAGACAAAACCCCCUGCUGUCCCUGCCCUAAAACAGAGGAGGAUCUGAAGCGAAUCGAGGAUGACAUCUACUACCGCAAAGCCUUCGAGAACUUCCUCCACAAUGCCAUUUUCACUCCCAGACCUCCAGACAGGCGACGGAGGGAUUUGUUUGGUGUGGCCAACGUAACCUCUAUUCACACUCUGCUAGCGGGACACUGGAACCUGACCGAGGGAAACUUCUCAGAUGACGAGCCGCCUAGACGAGAAUUUUCCUUUCUGGAGAGGAAGGUGAAAGAGCGACACAUUGAAAUCACUGGCCUGCAGCCUUUUACCGUUUACCGCAUUGACCUACACGCGUGCAAUGAAGAGGUUCGACACUGCAGUGCCGCUGCAUUCGUCUUCUCUCGCACCAAAGCAGCAGAAAAAGCUGAUGACAUCCCCGGCUCUGUGACCUGGGAGGGUCAGGAGGAUUCAGUGUUCCUGAAGUGGCCUGAACCAGAUAAACCCAACGGCCUAAUCAUGCUCUAUGAGAUCCAGUAUCGACUUGGAACAGAGCCUGAGAAGCACGAGUGUGUUUCCCGUCAACAUUACAGGAAGCACAAAGGAGUGAAACUCUCAAACUUGGGACCAGGGAACUAUUCUGUCCGUGUUCGGGCCACGUCUCUCGCUGGAAACGGAUCCUGGACAGAGCCCAUAGCUUUCUCCGUGCAUCAGCUGGAACAAUCCAGUUAUGAUCCUGUAAUGUUUAUCGCCAUCCUCCCGGCCUUACUGUUAAUCGCUGGUCUGGUAGUAUUUGGGUACACCUGGAUGAACAAGAACCGAAACAAUGACAGGCUUGGAAAUGGAGUACUUUACGCCUCCGUUAACCCAGAGUACUUCAGUGCAGCAGAGAUGUAUGUGCCGGAUGAAUGGGAAGUGGAGCGGGAGAAGAUCACGAUGUGCCGAGAGCUUGGACAGGGGUCGUUUGGUAUGGUGUAUGAGGGCAUCGCCAAAGGUGUCGUUAAAGAUGAGCCGGAAACCAGGGUGGCCAUUAAAACGGUCAACGAAUCGGCCAGUUUACAUGAGCGCAUUGAGUUCCUUAAUGAAGCCUCCGUGAUGAAAGAGUUCAACUGUCACCAUGUGGUGCGUCUGCUGGGCGUGGUCUCGCAGGGUCAGCCCACUCUGGUUAUCAUGGAGCUGAUGACGAGAGGAGAUCUGAAGAGUUACUUACGCUCACUUCGAUCCGUUGAGAACACCUCCAGCUUGCCUUUGCCGCCAUUAAAGAAGAUGAUUCAGAUGGCUGGAGAGAUCGCGGAUGGCAUGGCAUACCUCAACGCCAAUAAGUUUGUUCACAGAGACUUAGCAGCAAGGAACUGCAUGGUGGCUGAAGAUUUUAUUGUCAAAAUCGGUGAUUUUGGCAUGACGAGAGACAUUUAUGAGACGGAUUACUACAGAAAAGGAGGUAAAGGCCUGCUGCCUGUGCGCUGGAUGUCCCCAGAGUCCCUCAAAGAUGGAGUGUUCACCACCAUGUCUGAUGUCUGGUCUUUCGGGGUGGUUUUGUGGGAAAUAGCCACCCUGGCGGAGCAGCCGUAUCAGGGGAUGUCCAAUGAGCAGGUCCUGCGGUUCGUGAUGGAGGGAGGCCUGCUGGACAAACCAGACAACUGCCCUGACAUGCUGUUCGAGCUGAUGCGCAUGUGCUGGCAGUAUAACCCCAAAAUGCGGCCGUCCUUCCUGGAGAUCAUCAGCAGCAUCAAGGAGGACCUGGAGGCAGGCUUCAAGGAGACCAGCUUUUUCUACAGCGAGGAGAACAAGCCCCCAGACACGGAGGAGCUGGACAUGGAGAACGUGGGAACCAUGGAGAACGUCCCUCUAGAACCGUCUUCCAGCCUGCAGCCCCUUGCGCCCUCAAUAUCCCCCCCUCAGCAGUGCACAGCUGCGGCCCAGAGCUGCUCGUCCCCGUCCUCGCCUCCUUCAUCACCCAGCUCCACGGACAAACACCCGCUUCCGACAUCAGCGGCCAACGGGCCCUCCAUGGUCCUGAGGGGGCCUUUUGAGGAGGGUCAGCCUUACGCUCAUAUGAACGGGGGCCGGAAGAACGAGCGUGCCUUGCCUCUGCCCCAGUCUUCGGCUUGCUGAUCGCCGGAUGCGUCGGAUGUGUGUCAAGCCACUGUGUGGUGUCCUGAGAAGAAAUAUUCAAGAUAUUCGUUUAGAGACGAAAAAAGAGAGAGUCCAGGCAAUCAAUUUUUUCAAUCAUACCUCAACGGACAAAGUUUGGAGUUCUUUGUUUUUUGUGCGUUCCGAUUGAAUUGUUGAAUUGAUGAUUGAACUCAUUUGUUAUUUCCGCCAGACUGGAUCACUGACUGAAAAAAAAUAUAUAUAUAUG